AUUUCCGUCGAAUCCUUCAUCAGAUUGAUCACUUCUCGAUGAAGUGUGUUAAACUUGAGAAAAAUUUCCUUUAUCAUGUGAUUUUUAUCUCUUCGGUCUAAUUGGCAAGGACGCGUGUUAGGUUUGAUUUUAACUCCCAGGAUUUUGGGAGCGAUGACGGACACAACUAACGCGAAAGUUGUGUCCUUGUUUGGAUUGUUUUUCGGGACCGUGUUCUGUGGCAUAUUUCCAAUCAAAGUCGAACAGCUUCUCGCCGCAUGGCAUUCGUAUGGCGACCAUGAAAGUGCAGCCCGACGUUCACGAUGGGGCGAUACGCUACUGUCUUGGCUUCUUUGCUUUGGUGGCGGUGUACUGUUCGCCACCUGUUUCAUCCACAUGAUUCCUGAAGUUCGAGAAGGAUUUUCUGCUGCAAAGUGGGAUGAAGACGAAUUUCCGUGGACAGAGCUUGUAAUAUCAUGCGGAUUUUUCAUGAUAUAUUUCGUGGAAGAGAUUAUUCAUUGGGCAUUGUGCCUCCAUGCUGGACACGCCCAUCAUGCUGCUGAAACGAGGACAAUCCGAUCAUGCGCGGCGAACCCUUACGAACCCAAUCGCCGAUCUGCCGCAGGUCCUGGAGGUUUGUCGCAUCCUCAAGCGGAUCCUGUUGUACCCAAGUUUUCGUUGGAACGAUCGGUAGAGUUUACACGCAACGAUGUGUCUAACUCUUCCCAAGCGUCUGGCGCAUCUGCAUUAAAAUCUAAGCGUCGUAGUGUAAGAGGAGCUGAUGAUCCUGUUUCCUCACGAUCAAUGGCAACCUCCGGCGAAACAUGGAACAUAGAGGAAGAUGGAUCCGUGGGCGCAUCAUACUUAUCUCGCAGCUUAGAUUCUCAAGAGUCUGCGAAGCGUAAGGAAGCUACACGUUUGCGUAUCAUAACUGAAGGGCAUCCCAAGAGUUACGGUGCCAUUUCUGUUGGACUGCCAAAUGCCGGCUGUCAAGCAGCUAUGAUUACUGUUGCAAAUGACGUCGCUCAAGUGCCGAUUGUUGCUGUUGUGGACAGAGACCACGGCCAACAAAGGAGUUGGUCUCUCGUACAUGAGCAAGCCAUCAGUCCUAUACGCUCCGUUUUCAUUAUUCUGGCUCUCAGCUUCCAUUCACUGUUCGAAGGCUUGGCGAUUGGACUUCAGAACACACCAACUGAUGUGUGGUAUCUGUUCGCUGCCGUGAGCUUCCACAAAUUUGUGAUCACCUUCUGUGUUGGCCUCGAGCUCGUAGUUGGAGGGGUACGGAAAAUGAUGGUGUUCUUAUACAUUUUUGUGUUCGCCCUGGUCUCGCCGAUUGGAGUGGCGAUUGGCAUCGGACUCAGUGAGACCACGGGAUCAACGCAAGUUGAAACCUUGACCACGACGUUUUUGUCGGGUAUAGCAGCUGGAACAUUGCUCUACGUGACAUUUUUUGAGGUUUUGCAACGUGAAAGAGAGCGGGAAGGCAACGGCGUCUUUCGAGUGGUGUUCGUGAUUGCAGGAUACGUGUGCAUGAUCGCCCUUGAAAUGAUUCACGGACACGGUCAUUCUCACGACGCUGAUCCGACUGUAGUCUGA
Molecule: messenger RNA, 1575 nt
Organism: Notodromas monacha
Lineage: Eukaryota; Metazoa; Arthropoda; Ostracoda; Podocopida; Cyprididae
Source: the annotation of a GenBank genome assembly